Messenger RNA from Pistacia vera, 1626 nucleotides. RefSeq names its product receptor-like protein 7. The transcript has 2 exons. Bases 1 to 1626 code for a protein of 541 amino acids. The record is from RefSeq and is a predicted model, not a curated record. Gene Ontology annotation, molecular function: protein binding. Lineage: Eukaryota; Viridiplantae; Streptophyta; Magnoliopsida; Sapindales; Anacardiaceae.
AUGAUAUCUUGGAAAGAGGAUUAUGAUUGUUGCUCAUGGGAUGGUGUUACAUGUAAUUUGGUGAUAGGUCAUGUGAUUGGCCUGGACUUUAGCUGUAGUUGGCUUUCUGGCAACAUCCCUUCCAACAUUACCCUAUUUCUUCCUCCUCAAUUAAAAAGACUCAAUCUAGCUCACAAUGAUUUUAAUCUCUCCCAAAUUUCUUCUGAUUUUGGUCAGUUGACCAGUUUGACACAUCUUAAUCUCUCUGCCUCAAACUUUAGUGGUCAAAUUCCAUCUGAAAUCUCCCAUUUGUCUAAAUUGGUUUCACUUGACCUCUCAUGGAAUUAUAACUACCCAAAGAAUAAAAAUAAUAGUUUGCUAAUUGAAAGAGUUGUUUUGGAAAGGCUACCUCAAAAUCUGGCUGUGUUAACAGACCUUGCUCUUGACAAUGUGGACAUGUCUGCCAUCGUACCUAGUUCAUUGACGAAUCUAUCUUUGUCUCUAACUUCUCUAGGUCUCUCAAGGUGUCAACUACAAGGGAAUGUGCCAGAAAGCAUCUUCCGCCUUCCAAAUCUGAAGAUCCUUCGGUUAUGUGGUAACUUCAACUUGACAGGUAAUUUUUCCAAAGUUAAUUGGAGCAGCCCACUCAAGCUUUUGGAUGUCUCUGACAUGAGCUUGUCGGAACAAUUACUUGAUUCAAUCAGCAAUCUCUUUUCCUUGAGGGAAUUGUAUCUCAGAAACUGCACUCUCGCUGGGUCAGUUCCUGCGUCACUUGGCAACCUUACACAACUUGCUUAUUUGAGUCUGUCGUAUAAUAAUUUGAUUGGUGAAUUUCCAGAUGUUUUUGUCAACUUAAGGCAACUUUCUUGUUUAGAGUUGUCAAGUAAUCAGCUCACUGGUCCAAUGCCAUCUGGACUAAAUGGCUCUAUUCCAAGUUCAAUCUUUGAAAUUGUGAAUUUAACCAAUCUUGAUCUUUCUUCAAACAAUUUAAGUAGAAUUGUGGAGCUUCACUUGUUCUCAAAGCUUAAAAACCUUCAGUCUCUUGAUCUUUCUCAUAAUAGUCUGUCAAUAAACACUACAUUCAAAGCCAACUCAUCCUUUCCACAAUUUCAGUGGUUGUACUUAUCUGGUUGCAACUUGAGUGAAUUCCCAAUUAUGUUAAGAACUCUAAACCAAUUACAGUACCUCGACCUUUCUGACAAUAAAAUCAGUGGUCAGAUACCUAAUUGGAUGGGGGACGUUGGAAUGGAUACUUUGUCCUUUCUAAAUCUUUCCCACAACAACCUAACCGGCAUAGACCAGCUUCCUUGGAAGAAUCUUGAGGUUCUAGACCUUCGGUUCAACUUGCUCCACGGACCAAUUCCGAUUCCACCACCUUUCUUGACAAUAUUAUUGUUGUCAAACAACAAAUUGACUGGAGAGAUACCUGAUAUGAUCUGCAAUAUGAGUACCAUAGGAAUUCUAGAUCUUUCUAGUAAUAGUUUGAGUGGUAAAAUUCCAACAUGCAUGGGAAACUUUAGCAAUCUUCGUGUGUUGGAUUUACAGAAAAAUAAACUCUAUGGCACCAUUCCUGGAAAAUUUGCAAAGGGCAGUCCUUUGAAGACCCUUAACAUCAACGAGAAUGAAUUGGAAGGGCCAAUCCCAUGA